Messenger RNA from Macrosiphum euphorbiae (potato aphid), 1473 nucleotides. The record is from the annotation of a GenBank genome assembly. NCBI's taxonomy places the organism in Eukaryota, Metazoa, Arthropoda, Insecta, Hemiptera, Aphididae.
AUGAAGUUUAUGCGCGGAUUGAUCGUGUUCUCCGGGUUCCUAUUGAAUUCCGUACUCGCCGACUCUGUUGUCGAUCUAUCAGACUCUGAUUUCGACUCGUCGGUAGCCGAAUAUGAUACGUCUUUGGUCAUGUUCUAUGCCCCAUGGUGCGGACACUGUAAGAAACUGAAACCCGAAUUCGAGAAGGCGGCAAAGAGUCUGCUGAAAGAAGACCCACCUGUAACAUUGGCUAAGGUGGAUUGUACAGAAGCUGGUAAGGAAGUAUGUAAUAAAUUUGGUGUCUCUGGAUAUCCAACUAUAAAAAUCUUCCGAAACGGUGAAGUUGCUAAAGAAUACAAUGGACCCCGUGAUUCUGCUGGUAUUGUCAAGUACAUGAAAUCACAAGUUGGGCCAAGUUCAAAAGACUUAUCUUCAGAAGACAUUAUUAAGAACUUCUUAUCUAAAGAUGAAGUGGUGGUUGUUGGGUUCUUUGAAACAGAAACUGAUCUCAAGGGCAAAUUUGUUCAACUUGCCAACAAAUUACGUGAAAAAGUAAACUUUGGUCAUACCACUUCACAGUCAGUAAUUGACAAAUAUAACUACAAGAAUAAUGUUGUGCUCUAUAGACCUAAGCAUUUAAGUAAUAAAUUUGAACCAGAUUUUGUUGUUUAUGAUGGUGAAGAAUCGACUUCUGCUCUUGAUUCUUGGAUUACAUCAAAUUAUCAUGGUUUGGUUGGUUACCGCCAAAAGGAAAACAUGGAAGCUUUCAAACCUCCUUAUGUUGGAGUUUAUUAUGCUGUUGAUUACGUUAAGAACCCAAAAGGAACAAACUACUGGCGUAAUAGAGUAUUGAAAGUUGCCAAGUCUGUAAAAGAUGUUACAUUAGCUAUAAACAAUAAAGAUGAUUUCCAACAUGAAAUUAAUGAGUAUGGAUUAGAAUUUGUAUCAGAUGACAAGCCUAUAGUUUUGGCACGUUCACUGGACAACAAGAAGUACAUAAUGAAGGAUGAAUUCUCAGUUGAAAAUCUAGAAAAAUUCGUAAAUGACUUCCAAGACGGUAACUUAGAACCAUACAUUAAAUCAGAGUCAGUACCUGAAGAUAACACUACACCAGUAAAAGUAGCUGUUGCCAAAAACUUUGAUGAUUUAGUUAUUAACAAUGGAGUUGACACAUUAGUAGAAUUCUAUGCCCCAUGGUGUGGCCAUUGUAAAAGUUUAGCUCCAGUCUAUGAACAAGUUGCUGAAAAGUUAAAAGAUGAAGCUGUGUCUUUGGUAAAAAUGGACGCAACUGCCAAUGAUGUUCCUUCCACUUUCGAUGUUCGUGGAUUCCCAACCUUAUAUUGGUUGCCUAAGGAUAGCAAAAAUAAGCCUAUUCGUUACGAGGGAGGCCGAGACGUAAACGAUUUUAUCAAGUACAUAGCAUCUAAGGCUACAGAUGAACUCAAUGGAUUUGAUAGAUCUGGAAAUCCCAAAGAUGGCAAAGAUGAACUGUAA